Molecule: messenger RNA, 7136 nt
Organism: Gymnodraco acuticeps
Lineage: Eukaryota; Metazoa; Chordata; Actinopteri; Perciformes; Bathydraconidae
Product: sodium- and chloride-dependent taurine transporter-like
Exons: 15
Coding region: 499-2388 (629 amino acids)
Biological process (GO): neurotransmitter transport; sodium ion transmembrane transport; taurine transmembrane transport
Cellular component (GO): plasma membrane
Molecular function (GO): taurine:sodium symporter activity
Source: RefSeq, a predicted model, not a curated record
UGCUUCUCGUAAAUCUCCACUUCAUACGUUUGAAUCUGAAAACCUUUAAUUGCCUAUGGUAGGCAGUUUAUGAUAAAUGGAACCGGAGACAGAGCUGCUCUGUGGAAGAAUUAGGAAGAGAAACGGUGCGCGGAUGCAUUUAAGAGUUGGUCCGGUGAUUCGGAGAGAUGCCCGGUGGUUCGCAUCACUUUCAACCCAACUCUCUGCUCCGCUCAUGUAACGGCGCACUUCAUAGGACUCAGAGGCGGGUCCUAACAGCGUCACACUGCUCUCCUGUUGCUCUGAGAGGAGGCAGGCCGGUGUUUUUCCACUGUCUCAUGUCCCCCCGUUUGGAGAGACAAAGGUCAGAAAGAGAGGCUUAUAAACACGCUAACAUAUAGGCUCCCGACACGCUCAGCCCUCAGUCGCUCUCAGAGACACAGGAGGACACGGACAAGACGAAACCUACAAGGGACUGCUCAAAGGACAUUAAAAGGACAAAAUAACAAACAGAGCAGAAUGGCUCAAAAAGAGAAACUCCAGUGCCUGAAGGACUUCCAUAAGGACACUCUGAAACCAUCUCCAGGUAAAAGCCCUGGCACCCGGCCUGAAGACGAAGCAGAGGGCAAACACCCCCAGCGUGAGAAGUGGGCGAGCAAACUGGACUUUGUUCUGUCCGUGGCUGGCGGCUUUGUUGGUUUAGGGAACGUCUGGCGUUUCCCGUACCUCUGCUACAAGAAUGGUGGAGGUGCAUUUCUCAUCCCCUACUUCAUUUUCCUGUUUGGCGGAGGUCUACCAGUCUUCUUCCUGGAGGUUUCCCUGGGUCAGUUCACCUCCGAGGGUGGCAUCACCUGCUGGGAGAAGCUCUGCCCCAUCUUUACUGGUAUUGGUUACGCCUCCGUUGUGAUCGUGUCUCUGCUGAAUGUCUACUACAUCGUCAUCCUGGCCUGGGGUCUCUACUAUCUGUUCCAGUGUUUUCAGCCGGAGCUGCCCUGGGCCAAGUGCAAUCAGCCCUGGAACACGGAUCGAUGCAUCGAGGACACCUUCCGCAAGAACAAAUCCCUUUUGCUGGGUGCCAACAUCACCAACUUCUCUAACUUCACCUCCCCCGUCACCGAGUUCUGGGAACAUAAUGUGCUGGGCAUCAGCAAUGGGAUCGAGGAUAUAGGUCCUGUUAAAUGGGAUCUGGCUCUGUGUCUUCUGCUGGUCUGGGUCAUCUGCUUCUUCUGCAUCUGGAAGGGAGUCAAGACUACUGGCAAGGUGGUCUACGUCACAGCAACGUUCCCUUUCGUCAUGCUCAUCGUUCUGUUGAUCCGUGGUGUGACCCUGCCGGGAGCUUCUGCCGGCAUCAAAUUCUACCUGUACCCCGACCUGGCUCGUCUGCAGGACCCAGAGGUGUGGAUUGACGCCGGUACCCAAAUCUUCUUUUCCUAUGCCAUCUGUUUGGGCGCCAUGACCUCCUUGGGGAGCUACAACAAGUACAAAUACAACUGCUACAGGGACUGUUUGCUGCUGGGAGCCCUCAACAGUGGUACCAGUUUUGUGUCUGGCUUCGCAAUAUUUUCCGUCCUGGGCUUCAUGGCACAAGAGCAAGGGGUGGACAUUGCUGAUGUGGCAGAGUCAGGUCCAGGCCUGGCGUUCAUAGCCUAUCCCAAGGCUGUAUCCAUGAUGCCUUUCCCUACAGUGUGGGCAGUGCUCUUCUUCGUUAUGCUGCUGCUGCUUGGCCUCGACAGUCAGUUUGUGGAGGUGGAAGGGCAGAUCACAUCACUGGUGGAUCUGUAUCCGUCCUUCCUAAGGAAGGGUUACCGCAGAGAGAUCUUCAUCGCUAUCAUCUGCAGCAUCAGCUACCUGUUUGGACUCACCAUGGUUACCAAGGGUGGCAUGUAUGUUUUCCAGCUGUUUGAUUACUAUGCAGCUAGCGGUGUGUGCCUUCUGUGGGUGGCAUUCUUUGAAUGUAUAGCUGUUGCCUGGGUUUAUGGUGCUGAUAAUUACUAUGAUGCACUUGAGGACAUGCUGGGCUACAGACCAAAUGCUUGGAUGAAAUAUAGCUGGAGUUAUAUCACUCCUAUACUGUGCAUGGGCUGCUUGAUCUUCUCCUUGGUCAAGUACAAGCCACUGACGUACAACAAGGUCUACGAGUAUCCUGAAUGGGCCAUUGGAAUUGGUUGGGGUCUGGCCUUGACCUCCAUGAUCUGCAUCCCCAUGGUGGUUGUGAUCAAGAUCCUCCGUUCUGACGGGCCGCUCAUCGAGAGGAUCAAAGCGGUGGCAGCCCCGAUUCGCGGGGGGGCCAGCUCCCGCCCCGCAGACCACCGUGGCCUCAAGGAGCUCUCCUACCCUCUGGACCCCAACGGGAACAAGGGCCUGUUGAUGAAGGCUCCCACCCACACCAUCGUAGAGACCAUGAUGUAAAGGAAUGAGGCGGAGGCUCUCUAUGAGAACGCUCUCCUCUCCUGUCCUCUGAAAUGCUUCUAAAGCUUGCUAGUUUUCUGUCUAUCUGUCUAUCUGUCUGUCUGGUGGACUGAUAAGGGUUUUAAGGAAGAAAAAAAAUCCCCCGGUUUCAAAUCUUCUAGGAAUACUUUGCAAGUAGUUUUCUCUUGGUGGGUUUUCUUAAGAGGGUAGCAAUCACAUUUCAAAUCUAUUUCUGAAACAAUUAAUGGUGCUGGUCUUUUUUCCCCGUGACUAAAUGUCCCACUCUUAACUUGUUCAAAGGCAGAGUGGCAAAUUACCACCAGGCUCCGGUCAUACGCCGGUACAUUUGUUUACGCUAAUUUUUCCAGAAAAUCGGAUCUAAAAAUGGACAAAAGUGGUCAUUGAGUAUUUGAAUCAAACAGCUUUUUGUAACCACCGAAUGAAAAAUGAUUAACCAAGAGAUCACAGAUAACCAUCAAACGUUUUUUUUUUGUCAUGUUCUUUGAAAAUAUAACAGCUGUGUGACUGUGAUACAAUGAACUGGGUGCACUUAGCUGAGGGCAAGUGCCAUUGGGUAAUUUUGAUUUAUUCUAGUUUAUUUAUCCAGUUGAGAUGAAGUAGAACAUGGAGUGGGUACAGCAUCAUUAAUUAAAAAAACAUCUGUUUAACCCAAUGCACAAUUAAAUAUAGACAUCUAUGAAGUCACAUGUUUCCCUUUUGAAAUCAGCAGUUCUUGAGAGAACAUUUUGGCAAGACUUUCGUGAGAACUAUGACCAACCUACAUUUCAAAAUGUGGCUUUGAAGUGUCUCAAUCUCAUACAUCCUCUAGAUUUGUUUCUGUGCUACAAUAGAUUAUACUACUACACAGAAUUCCCAAUAAAAAAUCCAAAUGUAGAAUUGUCACAGCCAUGAUUGCCAACAACCGCAAACAAACUAGCAUUCUGGUUUUUGCACCUUAGCACACUUAUCCCCAUCUUCCAUAGCAAUGAACUAUGGGUCAAAGAGAAACUAGCACUGAACGCAUCAGGAAACCCGCUCCUGCUGAAAGACAGAGGUAUCUGAAAGGAUUUGAAGUGUGGAGGUUGAACCCUUGAGUGUGUUGUCUGUGGCGUACUGUACAGUAGUAGCUAAUCAGUCUAUCUAUAUCUAUCUCUCUAUCUAUCUUUCUCUGUCCUAGACCAGUUUACAGUACAUUAGUGACUGCACUAGGCGCUCUUGGCUUACAAUUUUUGGAUUGGAUUAUUUUUUAUUUUACAGGGGAAGUUACAUUGUUAUUAGUUGUUCCUCUGUCAUUGUUUAGAUUUUUUUAUUAUGACUAUAAUGUUAUUGGUAUUCACUAUUGAUGAUAAUCGCUGUAGUUAAAGGAAAACGUCUUUUAUCGGGCGAACAUUUCAAGCUACAAAUCGUACAUAUACAGUGGCAGCCAUUGUAGUAAUAAUCCUCUUUGUUGAUUUCCUGCCAACUAUUCCGUCUUUUUAUUAUCAAAAAAAACCAAACAAUGCAACUGAUUUAUCCCAAAUAUUUUCUCCUGUGGUAGUGUGGGUCAAACAUUCAGUGAGCAGUUCAAUGUACUGUGAAACAAGGGAAUUCUACAAUGUGAGUUCCUGGUGUCGGGAGUUUAUAGCUUAUACUGUAAAUAUCAGGGGCCAUUAUUCCAUUUGGAUAAAUUCGGCUAAACAACACGGUAAUACAACAUGUCACCCCAGCGUCAGACUGUCCGAUCGUCUGAGGGUCAAUAUACUUUCCAGACACUGAAAUGUGGCAGCUGGCUGCAGACAAAUCAGAGCCAGUGAUUGACAAUGAAUGAGAUUAGUCAUGUUGUUGCUCAGUUUAUGAUUUCAAACCCCAAAUGUUCUAAAGAGCAAAUGAAAAGCUAGCUAACCACUCAUUGACACCUCCAUACAGGGAAUUGGGUGUCAAGUCAGGAUAAAUGUACUUCUGAUUUAGUUAAUAAAAGCUGUGAACUUAGACACUGUACAAGAUAAUGAUACCGGGAAGUUUAUCUGACACCGGUAAAACGGCAGACUAUUUGAGAAGUAUGACAUUUACAUUCCCCUGUAAAGUCCAACAUUUGUGCGUUCUGGGUGAGGAAUACUCAAUUAAAAUCAAUCAAAAUUGAUGUUUCUGUCUUAAAAGCCACACAGAUUAGAAAAUCAUGCAUUUACCAUACUUUCUUUAUCAACAAACCUGGGCAAAAAUAAUGAAAGAGUGAGUCAAUGCGACUUUUUUUUGCACCUUAUUUGUCAAAUCUGGCUUUCAUAUAAAAUGAUGAGGUCAACAAACUAAACACUGCCAUCAUUUUAAAAUAGAUAAAAAUGUUAAACUAUUCAUUCACAUGCAUUAUACAGUUACACAGUACAUGUGCAUUGCAGGAAUUUGACCUACAACAUCACAUCAGAAGUGAUUCUUGAGACCAUGGCCUCAUUAUUGUGUGUCAUAAGCUUUGAUUAUUGUUUUUGUCACUUUAUUUAAUUUCUUUCGACUAGAUAAAGUAGCUCAUAUCGUUAAAAGGGAUUUGUGAAACCAAAUCCGCAGCAGACAUCUAUUUUCAUACAGUAACAAAUGUUUCCUAUAUAAGUCGUCUUUGUACAGCUAAGCUCCCACUGCAGACCUCCCAUUUUAAUACGGAUACAAAGCUUCAUUGUAUUCUUAAACUUUUGUACAGAUCUGGCUCUUGAUUCCCCUGAAGGAUCUUUACACUGGUUAGAAAAAUGGACAUAAUGAAAUAAAAGAUCUGCCAGCAUCUGAAACCAUUUUUAGAAUAUAUAAAAAAUGAGUUUGAAAACAAAAAUGGACUGUUAAAUAUGCUGUCUUUUCUUUAAUGUUGUCUAUGUUAAGCCAAUAAAUUACUACUUUUCUGGAUUCAGCAUUUCUAAGAUGCACAAAAUGGAAAGAAAGACAUUUUUUAUUUAGGGAACUUUAAGAACCUGCAACGUUUUGACAAAUAAUGAAAACACAGUCAAAAAACCUGAAUCAAACAUUCCCUAGUGCUAAGAUCCUUCUUUUGGUUGGGAAACACGGGCCAGAGAUAAUACUUUAAUGCAGUCAUUUAUCCGUUGCCUCUGUGUGUAUUUACGGUAUGUACCAGUCCCUCUGCCUUCUUACACUCCCUUCAGUUAGCCUGUGUAAACCUUAUGUUAAGCUAAGCUAACCGUUUUUUUAUCAGAGUUGAUGAAUUUGCAAGAGAAUCGAAGCAUUAGCAAUGCACAAGUUUUUACCGCCGAAUGUGGAAAUGUGAAAGUCACCUGCGGGUGAAUGUAAAAGUUUCUGAAGAUAGAUCUUUUUUUAUUUGUUUUAUUGAAUUCAGCAGUUUUAUUUUUGAUUGUGUUUCUGUCACAUUUGCCUUUUGUAUUCCAAAUAGUGUAUUUGAACCUCUGUCAUUGGAGUAACAUGUACAACUACCAAUCAACCAAAAAAAAAGCUACGAUUUGUCACGUGCAAUACUUUGUAGAAUACUUUUAUUUUUCCUGCUGUUUUCCUCAAAGGUAGGUGACCUGUGAAUUCUUGAUGAAGAACAUUUGAAUCUUCAGGGUCCAGUCAAAUUAAAUCCUGCCACAAAAUGUGUGGAGACCAAACACAAAAUGGUUUGAAAUGCACUGAGACUAAAACGUUGUCACAUCAAAACUGAAUUUCCUAGUGAAAUGCUAUUUUUUAUUUUUGUGACAGACCGCUAAGUGAGUUUGUAAGAGGUAUAAAACACAGUAACACUGCCACUAAGCCCACCAUAUUUGUACUUUUUUUAUUUCAGUACUGCUUUUUUGCUAAAAAUCUGACAAUUCCAAAAGCUUGCAUGAUUUUUUAAAUGAGCAAAAACAUGCAAAAAGAUUAACGAUAUCUGAAAAAAGUGAACCAGUUCCCUCUAUAAGGGUUGUAGGUGUCUUGCUUGUGAUAGAACAAAUAUCUUGGAAUAGUUUUGGCUGCUUUGGAAAGGCCUGCCUCUUAGUAACAAUAGCUGUGUAUGUAUAAUGAAAAAAAACACCAUAUCAAAUGUGGGCUUUUCUUUUAGAACUUUGUAUGCCAUUUUUACAUUCUGCUUAUCCCAAUAUUUCUAUUUUAAUCCAACCCCACUUCGUCAAACCCUGCAACCUCAGUGCUUUAUAAAAAAAAAAAGUGGACAACCAAACUACAUCUACGGGAGCAGAAUUGAAAUCCCAUCAUGUUCAUCUCUGUUAUGAAAAGGUCAACAUAUCUGCAAGAUUCAUAAUCUCUCUCAUUGGCUGUUUCUGUGAUGAAUCUUCGGGCUCUAGAGGUUAGAAGAUAAACGGGACUUCAUUUCCUUAAAACAAAUAUCAUGUUUGGUUUGAAGUCUGAUAAAUAUUUGACCUAAAUACAUAUUUGGCAUUUUAACUUUGAUCAUGUUCUAUCUCAAGGUUAACAAUGACACAAAAGGCUGUAAAAUUAUCUUUCCUCCUUCUUACUUAAAUGCUGGUAAUCUCAGCGCUAAGCCCUCUGGGAAAUGGAGUCCCAAUCAUCCUCCAUUUUGAUCAUGGUCUCCAAUGACAAUGCCUCAGUCUUUCCUGCAUUUUACUUGCCAGCCCUCCUUUUUGAGAAUGUAAAUGAGAAAAUGUUUUUUAAUUCUUAGUGAAGAAAAAAACAUUUUUUGAAAGAAUUUGAAAGGUUUUAUUUUUUAUUUCUAUGGCCAACCUGUAAGCUAGGUAAAAAAAAAAAGAAAAGUGUUUGAACAGGUUUUACAAAAGGUGUAAAACUUUUUUUAUUUCUUAAUAAAAAAUGUGUCUUCAGAAAAUGAA